Molecule: messenger RNA, 880 nt
Organism: Andrographis paniculata
Lineage: Eukaryota; Viridiplantae; Streptophyta; Magnoliopsida; Lamiales; Acanthaceae
Product: glycine-rich protein HC1-like
Exons: 1
Coding region: 49-471 (140 amino acids)
Source: RefSeq, a predicted model, not a curated record
AGGGAAAAACUCUGCUCUCUCGGCUCUCCAAACAAACAAACCCCAAACAUGAAGAAGAAAUCCACUUUACUCAUUUCCUUCCUCCUCCUCUCCGUCGCCCUCGCCGCGCGGCUCCCAGCCGGCGGCGGCGAUGCGUUCUACGAGGAGGAAUUCUCGGCGGCGAAAAGAUCCGACGACAAUGGGCCGGGCGGGUUUUUCGGGCCGGGCGGCGGGUUCAACAUACCCGGGUUACCACCCGGGUUGGGCGGCGGGUACGGGGCCGGGUACGGCGGGCCUAGCGGCGGGUAUGCGAGAGGCGGGACCUUUAGGUCCUCUGUGGUGUGCAAGGGAAAGGGUCGGUGCUACAAGAAGAAGCUCAUCUGCCCGGCCAAGUGCUUUUCCUCCUACAGCCGCUCCGGGAAGGGCUACGGAUACGGCGGCGGCGGCGGCGGCUGCAACAUCGACUGCAAGAAGUGUACCGCCACUUGCUGAUCGACGCCACCACCGGUCAGCUCGUUGCGUUAAUGCUGCUACUGCUAUUAUAUUAUAAUUAGUUAAUUAAUCUUGAAUGGCUCGGCUCGGCUCGCUGCAGGCUCGGCUUAUUAUAAUUACAUGUGUUUUGCUCAAUACAUAUAAUACGUAUAAGGAGCUAUGAAUAGAGGAACGUAUAACGGGACGGGGAUAUACGUAUGUAUGUAUGUAUGUAUGUUUUGUGUAGUAUUAUGUGGUGUGAUGUAUUUUCCACUGUAAAAUCGUUGCGUUAGAGUUAGUUGAGUGAAGCAGCUUUACGAUAAUCGCAGCAGACUAUGAGGUUUUACAGACUGGAAGGAAUUGAAGGCCCAACGUAUGUGCUUACUAGUUACUUCCUCUUCUCUUGCAAUAAUAAUAACUUAUCAUCUUA